Messenger RNA from Caenorhabditis sp. 36 PRJEB53466, 635 nucleotides. The record is from the annotation of a GenBank genome assembly. NCBI's taxonomy places the organism in Eukaryota, Metazoa, Nematoda, Chromadorea, Rhabditida, Rhabditidae.
AUGGCGAAGCGCGUGAAAGUCGACAGAGUGGUGGACAUUCCCGGCGGAAAUUUAUUUUCCUUCGAUAUGGUAAACAGCGGUCCUAAGUAAGCGUUCAACUUUCUUUUUAAACUACACAAACGAUUGCAGAAUGGGCGAGAAUUGGGUGAUCGGAGGGACACGUGUUCGUCGCUAUGGACCGGGUCUUUUGUUAAUGGGCGGCGAAUUGAAUAGAGAGCAUUGGGUUAUGCCUGGGGAGAGUGAAGAAGAAGAAGAAGAAGAAGAGGAGAAGCCGAAAGUGGAGGAGAUCGACGGGUCGGAAGAGGAAAAGGAGAAGGCAAUCGAUGAGUCUGAAGAGGAAAGCGAGGAAAAGGAGGAGACCGCCGAUGAGGAAUCGACCGACUCGCAGGACUGGAAGGAGUCCGAUGAAUCGCUCAAAACUGAGUGAGUUUUAAGCCGAUUUCAGUUUUGUUUUAGAAUUCCAAUAACGUUCUUGUUGUAGAAACAACAUCGUCGAUGCUCCAGUCGACAGUGUCCAGUUCAAAGAGAACGGUCGUCUCAUGAUCGUCAGCGCUCUUCUCGUCUGCAACCUCGCCGUCAUCAUCGCUCUUUUCUACUCUGAAAUCGAGCUCUGGAUUCAGGAGCGUCUUCUCUGA